UUCAUCCUCCUUCACCUCCUCCUCCGAGUUCUCCUCACCAGUUCUCUCGCUCUCCCUCCUCGCGUUCCCCAGCCCGGCUCCUCCUUUCUCCUGCGACCCCGCCUCCCGGCCCCCAACCCCGCGCCGGUCCUUCGCGGGGCGGUGGUGCGCAGGCGCGGAGCCGAGUCCCGCUGGGCCGCAGCCGGUGGCCGGCUCGCAGUGGGCCUGUACCCGGACCUCCACGCACGGUUCCUCCUCGCUCUGCGGAGACUGGAGGACAGACCGGACCACGCAGAAGUGUGGCGGCAGGAUGGCGCAGACCGCCAUGUCCGAGACUUACGAUUUCUUGUUUAAAUUCUUGGUCAUUGGGAACGCGGGAACCGGCAAAUCUUGCUUGCUUCAUCAGUUCAUUGAGAAAAAAUUCAAAGAUGACUCAAAUCAUACCAUAGGAGUGGAGUUUGGCUCAAAAAUAAUAAAUGUUGGUGGUAAAUAUGUAAAGUUACAGAUAUGGGACACAGCUGGACAGGAGCGAUUCAGGUCUGUGACAAGAAGCUACUACAGAGGUGCGGCUGGGGCUCUCCUCGUCUACGACAUCACCAGCCGAGAAACCUACAAUGCGCUUACUAAUUGGUUAACAGAUGCCAGAAUGCUGGCGAGCCAGAACAUCGUCAUCAUCCUCUGUGGGAACAAAAAGGACCUGGAUGCUGACCGUGAAGUCACCUUCCUCGAAGCCUCCAGGUUCGCACAAGAGAAUGAGCUGAUGUUCCUGGAAACGAGCGCACUGACUGGUGAGAACGUCGAAGAGGCUUUCAUGCAGUGUGCAAGGAAAAUACUUAACAAAAUCGAAUCAGGUGAGCUGGACCCGGAGAGAAUGGGCUCUGGCAUCCAGUAUGGAGACGCUGCCCUGAGACAGCUACGGUCACCACGGCGUACACAGGCCCCAAAUGCACAGGAGUGUGGCUGCUAGGCAUGCCAGCAAUACAGGUUCCGUGGCGGUUUUUGGAGUGCAGCUGCUGGAGCCAGAAGAGUCUGGAGUCUCUACUGCCACCUUUUCUACUCCGCACAGAAGCAGAUCUUCAUGGGGGAAGCCGCAGUGCACACUGGCAGACAGGGCUCAGCAGCCACACUGCGAACUCACUCAGUGGACAGUACCUUUCGAUGCCACACAUAUGCAAAGAUCCCCGCCCCAUGUCUACCCCUUCCUGUUCCGAGAAACCAAGCUUCUGCUGCACACAGCCUGGCCCUUUCCUCCAGCACAGAGCCAGUGCUGAUAGAGUCCUGCACCCAAUGAAGCUCUUCUUUUUCAGCUCACAGGAAAUGCAGUUUGUGAAUGUGCGCGUGCUUUUCCCAUCGUGUUGGUCACACACGACUCAGUAUCAAAGGACUCUGGCGCUGAGAGCCAGCACAUUUCUUAUUUAAUCCCUCUUGCCCUUUCUACACCGUGUCUGUGACCCACACCUGAAACGCUAACCCUCAAGGACUCACUGUCAUCUGGAAAUAAAGUGCAACCGAGUGUCUCACGCACCCUGCACUGUCCUGCUCUGUGGACUGCAAGGCUCUUAGCUGAGGUCAGUGCAAGAGCUGCCAUGGGCCCAGGUCAACCUGCCCAUCUUGUUCUGCUUCCACAUGGCCCUCGACCUCCAUGGUCUGUCUCUCAUCGUGAGGGCAUCUGUGCCUCUUCUUCCACAUCACCCUUGACCUCCAUGGUCUGUCUCUCAUCGUGAGGGCAUCUGGGCCUCUUCUUCCACAUCACCCUCGACCUCCAUGGUCUGUCUCUCAUCGUGAGGGCAUCUGGGCCUCUUCUUCCACAUCACCCUCGACCUCCAUGGUCUGUCUCUCAUCGUGAGGGCAUCUGGGCCUCUUCUUCCACAUCUUACAUUGUUUUGUAGUCAUUUUCAGCAAACUCGCUACCUCUAGCAAAGGAGUCUGUUUGUGAGGAAACCUUGGGCUCAGCAGUGAAGUGCUUCCUUCCACGCGUGUGAGGCCCUGCCUGGAUUCGAUCCCCAGCAAGCACCUCCACACCACACACAUUGUCCUUCUGCCAGGUGCGGUGGCACACAUCUCUAAUCUCAGUAGCCUGGGACAGCAGGAGGCAGUCAUGACCUUAAAACCAUCUGGAGCUAGAGAGGCCGGAGUGGAUACAGGGUAGAGGUGGAUCACACAAAAUUCCUCUGCAGCAGUUCUUGAAUACAUAAAUGACUCACUGUAUAUCAUCAUCAAAUUGGCCUGGUUUUCGUUUGAGACUAGGAUGACCUCAAAUUCAAGGAGAUCCAUCUACCUGCCUGUCUUGUCAAGAGUUCUGAGAUUAAAGGCGUGUGCCACCACACCCAGGAAAGCCUGUUUUCCUAACAAGCACUAUUUCCUGAGUACUACCUUUCUUGUGCAAACUUUAAUAUGACCAAACUUCAUUUCUCUUUUAUUUAAAACAUUCUCCAUCGUUGAGAUUUUCUCUUCGGCAAUGCUGUUUGAUUUCCACCUGACCAGAUCUUCUGUCAUGAAUUUCUAGUUUAAUUCUACAACAGCCACAAGCAUACAAUGCAUAAUCUUAUUUUUUUUUUUUUGGACUGACAAGGUUUGUUUUAUACAACAGGAUUGGUGUCUUGGUAAUGCUGUGUCCCUGGGAGUUUGCAGGACUGAGGGGGAAGGGAGCUGGAGCUCCUGACUGUUGGCUCUUCAUCACCAGGCUCUCCUGCGUUGUGGCAGUUCUCACCUGUUAUCUCUAGUGUCCAGCUCUUACCCUGAACUUAGCAGUCCCAUCAGAUUCCUAUUUGUAGGCAACUCAUCCAACUCUGGGCCCUUCCACACAGCCCUUGCCUCAGUCCGACACAGCUGCUAGCCACAGGCUGUCUCCACUUACCUCUAUCACUCUGUGGGCGUGAUGCUCAUGUUCUGCAGAGUCACGUGGGACCCAGGAAUUCUCAGCAUCUUCACAGCACGGUUGACAUGGAAACAUGAAGGCAUUGCAUACAUAGAAGUUUGGUUUCUUUUACAUUUUUAAAAUGCUUUUCAGCUUCUCUGAACCUGCUUUCUUUUAGGCUAAACGUUUUUAGUAUUAUCUCUUUUUCUUAUAAAAUGUAGUCUUUAGUAUUAUCUCAUUAUAAAAUGUAGUCUUUUCAGACGCCCCCUUUAAGAUAGGGUCUCACUCUAGCUCAAGCUGGUCCCAUACUCAUGGCGGUCCCGCCUCAACCUCCCUCAUGCUGGGAUUAUGGUGUGUGCCAGCAUGCCCCGCUCUGGCUACAGAAUCCCCAGGUGACAUGUUUCUUUUCACUCUGGCCUCCACGAUCUCCAUGAAGAAUGUGUCAUUGUUCAAACUGUCAGUGCAAUGUGUGGCUUUCUUUGAGCACUUCCUGGUAUCUUAGUUCUCGGCAGUUUGAGGAGGGUGCAUCUGGAUGGGUAUUGUGACAGGGUCUCACUACGUAGCCAGAUGUGGCCUCAAACUCAAAUCCUCUUGCCUUAGUCCCCCGGUGCCGGGAUGGCAGGUGCUCAGUGCAUCCCUUUGAGCUUCUCCCACAUGGAGUUCACGCAGCAUCUUGACUCUUCUAGUUUUAUAUCUUUCAUCAGAUUGAGUUUCCAGCCAUUGCUCAUUCCAAUCUUUGAACGCCUUCAUCAUCUUUCUCAUCUCCCAUGCCACAGGUCCCCAUGAAACUCUUUUCAUCUGUUCUCUUUCUGCUGUUCAGACUGCUGAUUCUCCAUCCUGUCAUUGAGUCUAUCCAGCUGUGCUCGUUCACAGUUCCAGUAUUUUCAUUUAGAGGUUGGUUUUUGAGAUAGUCUUGCUCUGUAACUCUGAUUGACCUGAAACUCCCUGUGGAGCUCAAACUUGCAACAGGUCUCCUGCCUCUACCUCCCCAAUUCUGGGAUUAAGAUGUCCCCCAACACAUCUGCCUGUUCACUUCUUUUUGUCAUCAUUAUCCACAUUCUAAUCUUUGAGAGCGUUCUGGUUGCUCAUUAGAGCUAUUUCAAUGUCUGUAUCAAUAUCUGCGGUCUUCCCUCCUGAGCCUCCCAGUUCUGAUGCUGAAUGGUACGGCCAUGGCCUCACUGACGCUUAAGGGUUUAACUUUGUGGAGGUGACCUUGUUUGAACCCGCCUUCUGUCAGGUGGAUCCCAAUUCAGCAUCAAUCCCAGACACUAAAACCAGACACUGUGUUUAUUUGGACCUUCCCUACCUGUGUCCCCUGCUGGUUCAGUUUCCUUUGGUCUGCUAGUUAGGAGCAGUGUGAACUAAGCCAUAGCGCUGCCCACCCAGCCUGUGUUGUUUCUCACUCAACAUAAGCUUAGAAUAAGGGGAAACUUUCCUAAAUGCAAAUUUGUUAUUAUUUAAGAAAUCCAGGAUGCUGGGUAUAUCGCAGGAUUGAGGGCUGACAAACUCCAGCUUCCAUCCUGUGGGAGUGAAUACAAGAAUUCCCCCAGAUUCUCCAGAUUUUCCUACAAGAAGAGGUACUAGGGAACCAUCAUAGAUUGCAUUCCCGGACACCUUCCAUGGUGCUGACUCUGACGCCUUAGAAAGCCUGGCGGUUGAGCAGCUGGUCCUCACGGGAUCUUACCUGAGAUGCUCUGCAGGGAUGUGCCCCAGGAGCUGAACAGCCACCUCAUGAUAUGCUGAUUAUGCCUGGUGUAACUGUGUCUUGUACAAGCCUAGGUUAAAGAAAAGAGGGAAGACAUUCAUAGACAUACAAAUGAUGGGUGGACCAGUUUACAGAGACCUCAAUAUGCCAUUCACUCGCCUUUUAGAGUUGGUAGCAAAAAAUACGUAGCUGCUGCCAACCUAAAGUCUACCUGUUUUGAAGAGUGGGAAAUAUAACUCACUUGGCAGAGUAACCACCUAACAUGCAUGAAGCCCCGGAUUCUUCCCUCCCCAGAACCACAUUGACUAAGUGUAGUGAUAUAUACCUGUAAUCCCAGCAGUUGAGAGGUAGAGACAAGAAAAGCAGAAAGUUCAAGGUCAUCCUUGGCUAUUUAGUUCCAGAGCCAGCCUGGGCUACAUGAGACCCUGUCUUUAAUAAGAAGAAAAAUAACCAGGCAUGGAGGCAGAUGCACUUGGGAGGCAGAGGUAGUCGGAUCUACUGAGUGAGUUCCAGGAUAAUCACGGUACAUAGAGACUCCAGGUCAUGUUGAAAGGGCAGCAUUUAUACCACACGGAGUAUACAUACAGCAAAGACCUUACCUGGGCCAGGUGACUGCAGAAUUGGCCAUGGCAUAGCACGAGUUUAUCCAUAAGUAGACCAUCCAGCUAUGCUGGUUUUCCUGAGCAGUGAACCUACCCGGAAAGCAAGCCUCUCCCCCUCUUCUCCAACACUGCUGCUGCCGCCAGUGUCACGGGGUCUCACUCCAUUUACCUUCUCUGAAGACGUUUUUAGUCGGAAAGCUGGGCAGAACUCUCUUUGGCUGCUGUUUUGUUUCUCGCCACGUGGGGACCCCAGUGCCUCCUCCAUGCCAGGCAAACCGAGCUACAUCCCCAGAACGUAGGCUAUGUCUGGAAAUGACACCUUCAACAACAGCCCCUUUGCUAGCUCUUUUCUUACAAUACAGUCCAGUUGUUGUGAGCAAACACCUUUGAAUUAGCAGCCAACCUUCAACGAAACACAGUGACAAAGAUGUUGCAUGGGAACCGAGAGACGCAUGCGCUGCUGCACUGUGAGCAGGUGAGACCACCUACGAAGCCUUCAGUAGCUGGAACAUGGCUAACCAUGUUAGAGAUUCCAUGGGGGUGGAGCGGAGGAGCAGACACAUAAGCAACACCAAGUAUGCAGAUGUCUUCUCAGCACAGUUUAGGAGACAUUUCUAUCCUCUCCCCACCCUCGUCACUGCGCAGAACCGGGCAUUCUCUCCUCAGUGUUCUAUUGUUAGCUCUGAGGCAGAAGUAGCAUAAAAACCCAAAACACUUACGGAAACAUUUUUUAAUUAAGACCUUAAAAUCAAAAUUUUAAAAAGACUUGUGUAUCAUUUAUUUUAAAUAUGAUGGUAUUCUCAAACAUUUUCAGACAUUUCCAGCAUGGAAGCUAACUUUAAAUUAUCUCACUGCCUUGAAACGUGUCCUGUAUUAGCUCCUAGGACAGGAAAAAAGCUGUUGCUAAGAUCAAUUUGUUAAAAAUUUCAUAGGCUCACCGGGCGGUGGUGGUCCACGCCUUUAAUCCCAGCACUAGGGGAGGCAGAGCCAGGUGGAUCUCUGUGAGUUUGAGGCCAGCCUGGUCUACAAGAGCUAGUUCCAGGACAGACUCCAAAGCUACAGAGAAACCCUGUCUUGGAAAAAAAAAAAAAUUUAUAGGCUUAAAAGGUAACCACCACCUUUUGAAAGGGAGAAAAAUUGAAGCCUAAGCACUAGGGACUUGGGUGUGGGAGUCACAGCUAAUCCAUAUGCACUUCCUUGUGGUGUAUGAACAUUAAAUAUUCCCCCAAGUCCUGAUCGUUUGUGCUCUGUGUAAAAAGAAGGUGGCAAAGACACCAGCAUGGCUCUCA
Messenger RNA from Chionomys nivalis (European snow vole), 6432 nucleotides. It is a transcript of the gene Rab4a, whose product is annotated as RAB4A, member RAS oncogene family. The record is from RefSeq and is a predicted model, not a curated record. Lineage: Eukaryota; Metazoa; Chordata; Mammalia; Rodentia; Cricetidae. The transcript is spliced from 8 exons. Bases 290 to 946 code for a protein of 218 amino acids. Gene Ontology annotation, biological process: Rab protein signal transduction; regulation of endocytosis. Gene Ontology annotation, cellular component: postsynaptic recycling endosome. Gene Ontology annotation, molecular function: GTPase activity; GTP binding.